UAUAUCAUUGUUAUUUUUAGAGCAGGAAGUCAUCGGUAAACCUAAACAGUAAGAAAAUUUCCCGAUCACUGUCAAAUAUUUUGCAAGAAACGCAGUUAUUGUCUUCAUCAUUACAGAAACAGCAAAAUAUGCGGCAUUAAUAAAAAAGAAACGAGAAAUGGAUAAAAAGAUGUCAAUAUUUAGUGAUUGUCAGAUAGUCCUGGACUUGACUACCAGUGUCAACUUUAAGAAAAAGACAGAAAUCAGGAAAAUUAUCACUAAUAAUGGAGGAGUUAUAUCCUAUAUUGUCACUAAAAAGAGUACACAUGUUGUAUGUAAUGACCCAGAAAAGGCUGAUAUCAGUUACAAAUGUAAAAUGGCCACAAAGUAUGGAUUACCAGUGGUGUCACUUGAUUAUAUCCAUGACUGUGUAGACCAGGGGAGAUUACUCAAUACAGAUAAUUACAUCCUGGUUGGAAAAACAAAGUCACAAGAAUUCAGCUCAGGAAAGAUAACAGCCUCGAAAUAUCAGAGCAAAGAACCCAAGAAGAAGAAAUUUAAAAUUGACCCUAAGAAUGUUAAAGUUUGGAAGACAGAAGAUAAAAAUGCCCCAGAGUACAAUGAAAAAGACUAUGAAGUGGCCAAGUAUGCCAUAUUUCAGAAAUAUGACAAGUUAAAAGAGACGACACUGUUUUAUAAUUUGGAGAUACAUGUAGCUGAUCCUGUAGAUUUAAACAGAUCAGACUGUUAUAGAUUUAGAGUAUUUUCACACCAUGGUUCUACAGCUGAGAUUGAGAGAGGUGUUACAGAAUGUCGGUAUGUAGCCACAUCAGAUGAUGCCCUACAUGUGUAUACCUAUUUACAUACUGAACAAACUCGACCUCCAUACAACAUGGAUAUUAUAUACCAACCCUUGUCAAGAAAAAUAGGUUCUACAAACUUUCAAAAGAUGGUAGAAAUUUAUGGUAUGGACAGUCGUCCCUUGUCACCAUCAACUGUAGAGUUAAUUGAACAUAUUUGGAAAGAGGCUACAGGUGAAAUAGAACAGGUGAUAAGUGUACCAUUACAGAGCAUCAAGUUAGAACAGAUAGAGAAAGCAGAAGCUAUUCUGUUGAUGAUAAAGGAUUGUAAGGAUGACUCAAGAGUAGUAAAAUUGUUUGAAGAAUUUUAUGAAGCAUUACCACACAAAAACAAAAAUCAACCUGUCAGUUCACAGAGGAGAUCAUGGCUAUCAAAGAAACAAGAUAUAUGUCAGAUGAUUAAAGAUAUGGUGGCUGUGAGUGAGUCUACAAACUGGUCGACUAGAAGUAGUACAGAGGCCAAGUAUAAAGCAUUACGAUGUAGACUGGAUGGUUUAGAGAUUACAGAUACAGAAUAUAAACAGAUCAAGGAGCACAUUAUACAGUCUCUAAAACAAGGAAGCCCUGAGAUCAACAUUAGUAAUGUUUUCUGUGUUCAUCGACAAGUAGAAGAAGACAAUUUUAGGAAAGACUUGAGACCUCAGAAAUUGUUGUUUCAUGCAUCAAAAGUACAGAACUUUGUAGGAAUAUUAUCAAGGGGUUUACUUUUGCCUAAAAUAAUUGUUGAUGAUUUUGGCGGAACAAGAACAGAUGCAGGAAUGCUGGGAAAUGGUGUCUACUUUGCCAGCUCUGCGAGUACUAGUAUACAAUACUCAGACCAAAGUAAAUGUAAGGGAACCAGAAUGAUGCUAGUCAGUAAUGUUGCCCUUGGCAACUGUAAAGAUUUCACUGAAUACCACAAAGAUCUACAGGGGCCUCCAGAGGGGUAUGAAAGCUGUCAUGGUGUAGCGUCAUCAGAAGAUCAACCUUCAGAAUUCAAGGAUGAUGAAUAUGUAAUUUACAAUACAAACCAGCAAAUCGUAGAGUACUUAGUGGAGUUUUCUAUGGAAGGGGAUAUCAAACAAUCGUUUAACAUAGAAUCAAUGUCCACCAUGGAAGAAGAUGUAGAUUUAGAUGUUAACCAGCAAAUUGACUUAAAAGAUGUUUCUGGAAUAAAGAAUCCGAUGGACAAAGUAGAACCAGGAUUGGUAUCUACCUCAGGAGAAUCAUGUGUUUUGAAAUCAGUCCAUAUCAGAGCUCAGCUAAUGGACUUGGCCUCAAAGGUUGUAGUGCUACAAGAGUACCACAACACUAGUACCUCUACUCUCGAAGCUAAGUAUGUGUUCCCAUUAGAUGAUAUGGCUGCUGUUUGUGGAUUUGAAGCUUUUAUUAACGGUAAACAUAUCGUGGGAGAAGUAAAGGAGAAGGAGACCGCUCACAAGGAAUACAAGAAGGCAAUAAGUGAAGGACAUGGAGCCUAUCUCAUGGAUCAGGAUGAAGAAACUCCGGAUGUAUUUACUGUCAGUGUCGGUAAUUUGCCACCAGGGUGUGUGGCCCUUAUCAAGAUAACUUAUGUAUCAGAAUUACAAGUAGAAGGAGAAUUGAUUAACUUCACAAUUCCUGGAUCUGUGGCUCCUUGGAAACAGGAAGCCAGUAAUACUGAGGGUGAUGACAGCUGUACCAUCAAAGUGUCAAUACAGAUGCCAUUUGAUAUCAGAACAGUAACAUGUCCAACUCAUAAAAUUAUGAAAAAGAGUACAGCUACAAGAUGUACAGUUUCAAUGACAGAAGGACAGACUAUUUCCGAUGGAUUUCAAUUGCUGAUAGGACUGGCUGAGAUACAUGUACCAAGGAUGUGGGUCGAGGUAGAUAAUGAAGGCAAACAAACUGAGGCAGCCAUGUUGACAUUUUAUCCAGAAUUUGAAGCGGCAGAAGACAACGAAACAGAAAUAAUACUUGUCCUUGACCUUUCAAAUUCAAUGAAGGGGAAAGCUUUGUUAGAAGCCAAGAAAAUUUUGCUGCUAACACUGAAUCAUCUGUCAGCACAUACUCUGUUUAACAUUGUAUUAUUUGGCACAUGUUACAGAGAAUUAUUUCCUACAGGCCAGAAAAAGUCCAAGUCAACUCUGAAAAUUGCUGAGCAAUUUGUUAAGGAUAUCCAAGCCAACAUGGGUAGCACAGAGGUAUAUCGUCCCCUCCACAGUUUCUUCCUUCUUAAGCCAGAGAACUCAUUAAGAAAUGUCUUUAUAUUAUCUGACGGCCAUAUUAACAAUGAGGAGACGACUCUUAAAGCUGUUCGUGACAACUGUCAACACACAAGGAUCUUUACAUUCGGUGUCAGUGCCAUUGCUAACAAACAUGUGCUGAAGGCUAUGUCCAGACUUGGAGCAGGUUCUUUUGAAUAUUUUGAUUCUCAAUCAAAGUCAAAGUGGGAAAACAAGGUAAAAUCCCAAAUUCAGAAGACCUCUCAGCCAGUGUUGACCUCUGUAUCAGUUGCUUGGCAACAGUUUGAUACUCCGCCUCCAGUUCAAGCUCCACAACAAAUCACAGCUCUGUUUAAUGGCUCCAGACUUGUGGUAUAUGGAUUUGUCAGCAAUUGUAAAAUGGCUACUUUAAAGGCAGAGAUUGGUGGCCAAGAAAUAUCUACUGUUGUCUCUACGUCGGAGCUCAGUACUACUCAAGGACAGAAUCUUCACAGACUGACUGCUAAAGCAAUAAUCAGAGACUGGGAAGAUGGAGUACUCUCCCCUGAUAGUAUUGACCAUCAGUUGAAGAAGAUGGACAUGAAAGACUAUAUAAUAGAACUGAGUAAGAAAUACUCUAUAGUCACUCAGCUGACAAGUUUUAUAGCCGUGGAGAAAAGAGAAAAGGAUGAAGUGCUUCAUGCUGAUGGACCAUCAAUACUGGAAUUGGUUUCUGAUGAAGAUGUGGAUACUUUGCAGUAUUUAGGAUGGGAAGGGGAAGUGGAACAUUCUUAUUAUGAAAUUGGCGACAUGGAAGUGGAAGAGACUUAUGAUGAAGUUGUCGACAUGGAUAUGGAAGAUACUGAUGAAGAAGUUGUCUACAUGGAUAGGAAAGAUUCUUACAACAAACGUUAUGGCGCAGAUAUGGAAGAAGCCGCUCCAAUGCAUGAUCUUUAUUUAUGUGAUGAUGGCACUGAUAGGCUAACAUUUGGGACAGUAGAAAAGCAAAGUGCCACCAGGUUGGAUGAUUCAGACGAAGAUUCUAAUGAAUUAUUAGACUAUGGUUCUUCAUAUUCAUCAAGUGAGGAUUUUGAGGAAGAUGGAAUUAUUGCAGAAGCCACGAGUAUGAUUUCUGAGGAAGGCCAAUAUAAUUCAAGCUCUGAUGAAGAAAUGCAGACUUUAGUAUUAGAUGCUGGAUCAUUCAUGAUGAAGGCAGGAUUUGCCGGAGAUGAUCAUCCUAGAGCUAACUUCCCCACAGCUGUAGGUAGACCUAGACAUCAAGGGGUGAUGGUUGGAAUGGGACAGAAGGAUGCAUAUGUUGGAUUUGAAGCCUGUGGAAAAUCAGCUCAAGGAAAAGAGGUUGAAAAGAAAAAGAGAGAAGAAAAGCAGAUAGAUGACAUCUUGAUGAAAUAUAGCAGGUCUCCAACCUCAUCUUAUGAUGUAGAUACAAUAGAAUCUUCCAAUGAAGAAACAGUACCUGAUGUACAUCGAAAAGUAAGAGGAAUGAUUACAGGUGAACCACAAUCCUCACCAUAUCCAUCAAACAUGUUAUUUUUAGGUUCACCAAGAAAAAUACCACCAACACAAUCAGUUGCACCACCACCAAUGGGAUCCCAAAGGUUUUCUGAUUGUUUAUCAAAAGUAAUACAACCAGUUACAUCAACACUUCUGUCAGAAGAAGUGGAAGUUAAAGCAUCAACAUUUCAUUCAAAAAGGAUAUCUUAUGAUCCACUAGGAGGAAUGCCACCUUCACAACCACCAAGAGGAAUGCCAUCUUCACAACCACCAAGAGGAAUGCCACCUCCACAACCACUUGGAGGAAUGCCACCUCCACCACCACCAAGAGGAAAACAUGUUGAUGUGUCUUCAUCAGUAAUACCACCUGAUCCAUCAAUACAAUUUUACAUUCCAAUGUCUCCUGCACAAGCAAUUCCAGAAGAUACAGUUUAUGAUGCUUUUCCACCUCCUCCACCCCCUCUACAAUCAACAGGAGGAAUGCCACCUCCAGGGCCCCUACAAUCAAGAGGAAUGCCACCUCCAGGGUCCCUACUAUUAACAGAAAUGCCACCUCCAGCACACCUACAACCAAGAGGAAUACUACCUUCAUUUCAAUCAAAAGGAAUGCCACCUUCAGCACAUCUACAAUCAAAAGGAAUGCCACCUCCAGUGCCACUGCAAUCAAAAGGGGUGCCACCUCCAGCGCCCCUACAAUCAAGAGGAAUGCCACCUCCAGCGCACCAACAAUCAAGAGGAAUGCCACCUCCAGCACACCUACAACCAAGAGGAAUACUACCUUCAUUUCAAUCAAGAGGAAUGCCACCUCCAGCGCCCCUACAAUCAAGAGGAAUGCCACCUCCAGCGCACCAACAAUCAAGAGGAAUGCCACCUCCAGCACCUCUACAAUCAAGAGAAAUGCCACCGCAUCUUUUCUCAACAAAAGGAAUGCCACCACUUCCACCGCCUUUGUCAUCACUAGGAAUGCCAGUUAUGAGCUCAGCAUCAGAAAUGCCACCACUGCAUCAAAAGGGAAAACCACAACCACUGUUACAGUCAUCCAAACAAAUGGACUCUUCAAUGAUUGGUGCACCACCACCUCCACUACUAGAAGAAUUAAACGAUAUGCUACCGGAACGAAGAUAUGGUCCUCCAGGGGGAAUACCACCACCGCCACCACCACCAACAGGAUUACCAAUUCCAAAAACACCAUUUGGUGUGGGGGGACUGUAUGUUCCACCACAGGGACCACGAGAACCACCUCCAUCAUCAAUACAAAUGCAACCUUCCCCACAACAAAUGUCAAAGAGUAGGUCUUUUCAACCAAAACAAAAUCAACCCAUUUCAUCAUCAUCACCAAGAGCACAAUUACUUUCAGACAUUUCAGCUGCAACUUCAGCUAAAAAAAUGAGUGGUUUAACUGCUCCUGGAGGAUCAGCUCGUGUUUUCGGGAGUAUAACAAAAUCACUAUCAAUAAUUGAGAAGGAUAUACCUAGCCUGUUAGAUUCUGCUAUACCAGAAAGAAAAUACCAUAGGCUAGGGAUGAAUUCUGUAAUAAAACAACAUGCAAUAGCAAGUGAAUACAAAAGGGAAAUGCCUCUCACUAAAGACAACCAAGAUACGUUUGUCUACAAGGAGAAGCAGAGGGCAACUUCAUCACAUUUUGGUUCAUUUAAUUUGGAAGAGAAAUCCACAGAUCUAGAACAGCCGAUAUAUUUUGGUUCCUUUGGUUUGCAAGAGAAAUCCACAGAACAGCCAGCAUAUGAAUGUAGUGUAAAAUCUACCAAAAUUCUUGACCAGUACACUGACAUGACUAGACCUGAUAGCAUUCAAAAACAAAGUAAUACUGAAGAAUUAAUGGUUGAUUCCCAUUUUGCUUCAGUAUUUGAUGAUCUAAGGCUUAAUCUAAGGUCUAGAAAGUCUAAAAAGAGGAUGGGUAAGGCAUUGCAAGUUGAUGAAGAUGAUGAUGAUGGUGAUGGUGAUGAUAACAGAGGAAUGAUGACAAAGACUAGUACAAUGGGGAGAAAAAUGACAAUGAGGACAACAUCAGAACCAGAUGCUCCAGCACCGCCCCCUCCCAGGGGUAAGGGGAGACAACCCCCAAAGGCUGUAAAGAAGGUAGAGGAAACCCCAGCUCCUGUACCUCCUCCUCCUAGAGGGGGCAGAAGACCUCCUCCAGAACCCACGUUGGAGUAUGAGGUACCAGAGGAAAUAUUGAAAGGAGAAAUGCCACAGGAUGACUAUAUGACAAUGCAAGCUUCAGUGUCAUCUGGAUCAGAAACAGUUGGGCAACAAGGUCCUUCAACGGAUUUGGCUGAUUAUGGAAUCGGCUCAACUAUAAAACCAGUGAAGACAGGAGGAAGAGUCAAUAUUCAUAGUAUAAAUAAAAUAUUUGCUAUUCAAGAAGAGGAUGGUAGUUGGAAGUUUUCUCAAGAGUUAUGUACCUUACUUGGCAUAGAAUAUGAUGCUUGCAUGACAAUACUCAAAGAGGCCGGGAUAAAAUCAUUAGCUUUGAAAAUACAAGAAGAAAUUAUGAUAUUACUUGCCACAUCUUUAACACUUCUGGUGAUUAUCCAGCUGAUAACUCCUGACUUUGUAUCUGACCACAUACUGGAACAGUCGUGGCAGCAACAGCUAACACAAUGGUUGUCCAAUAGUACUAAAAGACCAAUCACAAGGCAGAUAUGUUUUAAGACCCCAACUGAUUUGUUAAAAAUGGUUGACUUCUAUCAGCAAAAAGAGGCUGAAUACAAAUGGACCUCAGACAUGUUAGAAUUGGGCCACUGUUGGGGCCAGGUUGCUGCUAAAAUGUUAAAUGUAGUUUAGGGCUAAUUGUUGAAAAAUGAGCCACUAUCAAAUAUUGUUUUUAUAUACAUGGGCCUUAAGAUUUUUUAUGAUAAUGGAGUAAAAUAUAGCAAAUACAUUCAUAAAACUCGUGAUUUUUGUUUCAUCAAAUAUUAACCAAAUUUUAGCAAGUUGAUUGCAAUUUAUUUGUUAUUGAUUGAGUGAUUUUGAUGAUGUUUUUUAAUAAAGAAAAACCAAAUGUAAAUAAUAAUUUAACAUACUUGUUUUGCCUUUAUCUCAAGGUAAAAUCUGGUUUAUGCUAAUAAAUAUGACUUGAAUUUGUUUUUUUCUCUUCUGCUUCUAAAAGAUUUAAAUAAACAAUAUGACUAGCUAUUAAAAAUGUAGCAUUUACAUUGUCUAUGAUAAUAGUUAUUCAUUGCAAAUAUACUGGUUACCAUGGAAAUAGAAAUCUAUGUUCUUUAAAUGUUGUUUACAAAAUAUUCAUGUAUUUAAUUUUUUUCUGUAUUUAUGAUUUUUUUGCAUCUCAUUAAAUCCAAAUAAAGGAAUAAAUAAAAGUUAACAUUUCAUGAAAUGUACAUUAUGUUGAAAUUAAAGGUUUUUUUCUUCAUUAGAUUUUAAUUAAUCUGAGAGAAAAAAAUUAGUUCC
Messenger RNA from Mytilus trossulus (common blue mussel), 7945 nucleotides. RefSeq lists its product as uncharacterized. Gene Ontology annotation, molecular function: NAD+ poly-ADP-ribosyltransferase activity. NCBI's taxonomy places the organism in Eukaryota, Metazoa, Mollusca, Bivalvia, Mytilida, Mytilidae. The transcript is spliced from 39 exons. The coding region runs from base 158 to 7321 and encodes 2387 amino acids. Gene Ontology annotation, cellular component: cytoplasm. The record is from RefSeq and is a predicted model, not a curated record.